AUGAGCGCUCAACAGUACUAUCAAGGUGGUAACGAUCAAGGAUAUGAUCAACAAAGAGGAUAUCAACAGAAUAACUAUAAUAAUCAACAAUAUGCACCACCUCAACAAGGUUAUCCUCAGCAACCACAACAAACAUAUCAACCACCUCCUGGACCACCUCAAGGAGAAUACAACCAACAACAACAACAGCAACAACAACAGUAUGGUAUGAAACCUUCUCAACCAUACGCUCCUCCUCCAGGUCCACCUCAACAGGUGAACACCGAGAAUAACAACGGCUACAAUAACAAUUAUCAGAACGAAGCAGGACCCCCUCCAGCAUACGUUGAUACGGCGCCUUUCUCACAAGCGGAUGAGAAAACAGGUCAAAGACUAAAUCCUAGAAAAAGACUGAAUGAUCCUAUUUUCUUGGCUUUAUUCGUAGCUGCUCUAGCUGGUUUCGCUGUCGUCUCAGCUAUAGCCAUCAAGAGCUUCGUCGAGGUCAAUGGGCUGGGUGGUGGCCUGGGGAACGAUAGCCAGGGUGGUACAGGUACCAGUACAACUUUAGACUAUCACACAGUAUAUCUUCUUCUUUGUGUUUGUGCUUUGGGUUUAGUCAAUGCAGCUUUAUACAUAGCUUUCGUUCGUGCUUUCACAAGGAUUGUCAUUGAAGUGACCCUUGCUUUGACUGUAAUCCUCAAUAUCGGUAUUUGUGUAUACUACUUUAUCAUCAAAUACUGGUCCGGAGCUGCUAUCUUCCUUGUCAUCGCGUUGUUAUCCGUGUUCUUCUAUUGGUCGAUGAGGAAGAGGAUACCCCUCGCCAAACUCCUUCUACAAGUCACAAUCGAUAUCACAAAACAUCACCCUUCCGUCUAUCUCGUAGUAUUCAUAGGUUUGAUCAUCCAGACCGCUUUGUCAGUGUGGUACACCUUUACUUGUAUUGCAAUUUAUGUCAAAUGGACUCCUGGCAGUGCAGCUUGUACUGGUACUAGUUGUUCGUCAGGCAAAGUAGCUGGGUUAAUCUUCUACUCCACUUUUGCCUAUCUUUGGACUUCUCAAGUGGUCGGAAACGUCAUUCUUUGUACAUUGGCUGGAGGUGUCUUUGGAGGAUGGUACUACUACGGACCUAGAGUACCUAACGGUGGAUUGCCCAAACGAGCUACACUUUCAGCUUUCAUCCGAGCCUCAACAUUAUCCCUCGGAUCAAUCGCUUUUGGUUCAUUGAUUGUUACAGUCUUGGAACUGAUUAGAUUAAUCUUACAAGCUAUUCAACAAUAUGAAGCAGGAGAAGGUGAUAUGGUAGGAGCCAUCGUAGCUUGUUGUGCUACAUGCUGUGUGGGCUGUAUUGAAUCAAUGGUGGCUUGGUUCAAUAAAUACGCCUAUAUCGAAAUUGCAUUGUAUGGUAAAUCAUAUAUCCCAGCUGCCAAAGAUACUUGGAGAUUGCUAAAGGACAGAGGAAUUGAUGCUCUGGUCAAUGAUUCACUUGUCGGAACUGCAUUGAUGUGGGGAGCUUAUCUCAAUGGAUUCUUAUGUGCUGUAUUAGGCUAUCUCUACCUCAGAUUCACAAACCCCGCUUAUAAUACCUCUGGACAAUACUCUGCGCCCGUCAUUCUCUUCUCAUUCUUGAUUGGAAUAAACGAAGGUCAAGUUAUCAACAGUGCCAUUGACGCUGGUGUAUCUACCAUCUUUGUUGGAUUGGGUGAAGAUCCGAUGGUUCUUGCUGAGAGAAGUCCAGCAUUGUUUGAAAUGAUCAGACAGGCUUACCCAAGAGUUGUCGAGGGGGUCCCUCAGCGAUAA
Kwoniella shivajii is the source of this 1776-nucleotide messenger RNA. RefSeq names its product protein PNS1. Gene Ontology annotation, cellular component: plasma membrane. The record is from RefSeq and is a predicted model, not a curated record. Gene Ontology annotation, molecular function: transmembrane transporter activity. NCBI's taxonomy places the organism in Eukaryota, Fungi, Basidiomycota, Tremellomycetes, Tremellales, Cryptococcaceae. The transcript is spliced from 14 exons. Gene Ontology annotation, biological process: transmembrane transport. The coding region runs from base 1 to 1776 and encodes 591 amino acids.